GAAGUUCUCAGGUGCGUUAGAUGAGUUUGAAAUUUUUAUAAAUGUUUAGACCGUGUCUAGACAUUUAUCGUAUAAGAUUAUAACAUCACAUUAAAAUAUUUGUUUAAUGAAAUAGAAAUUAUGAGUAAUACUCGAGAGACUGCAGAAGAUUCAGAUGAUGUGUCUCCACCAAAACAAGCUAGAGAUACAUCUUUUCAGUCUGCUUUCAGUAAUUUGAAGAAAUCUAAGUUUUUCAAUGAACAAUUACCAACUCCCAGACCAGAAAGUUCUACGGCAACAACUUCCAGCAGAACCAAUGCUGUUCUUGUCAGUCAAAAACAAAAAGGAAAUCCAUUGCUAAAAUUUAUAACAAAUGUGCCAUGGGAGUAUUCCGACAUUGUGCCAGACUAUGUGAUGGGAAACACUACAUGUGCUCUUUUCUUAUCAAUCCGUUAUCACCAAUUGAAUCCAGAUUAUAUACAUGAGAGACUCAAAUUGCUGAGCAAUGCUUACAAUUUGCGAGUGCUUUUGGUGCAGAUAGAUGUCGCCGAUCCUCACCAUGCUUUAAAACAUUUAACAAGGAUCUCCAUUCUAGCGGACAUGACAAUAAUGUUAGCAUGGAGUGCAGAGGAUGCAGGAAAAAUUAUUGAAACUUAUAAAAGAUAUGAAACCAAACCUCCUGAUGAUAUCAUGGAACGCAGCGAUACUGCGCCUCAUCAAAAAUUGGUCAGUGCUUUAACGACAGUGAGAUCUGUGAACAAAACCGAUGCAUCAACUUUGUUAACAACUUUUGGCACAUUGGCUGACAUUGUAAAAGCCCAAUCCAACACUCUGGCUUUUUGUCCCGGAUUCGGCCUGCACAAAGCUCAAAAGCUUCACAAAGUCUUGCAUGAACCUUUCUUACGCACAUCAAAACCGACAAAAUAAAAAAGGAAGUCAAUGUAUAUAAGGAUGUCGUUAAAAGCCAUCUUUCAUUAUCUUAAAUACUUCAAUCAACCUCUUAACUUCAAUGAACGAGGAGAGGAUAUUUGGUAAGUAUUAUUCAUGUUUAUUAUUUAUGUAACAUAAAUCGAUUACUUGUAUAUACGCAUACAAUCAAUUCUAUGUUAUUUACACAAUUUAUAAAAAUACGACUUAUAGAAUUCUUGAUUACGUUUCUACAAUAAAGUUGUUUCGCACAAUGGUA
This is a messenger RNA of Linepithema humile (Argentine ant), 1165 nucleotides long. RefSeq names its product DNA excision repair protein Ercc1 (gene Ercc1). Gene Ontology annotation, biological process: UV-damage excision repair; mitotic recombination. Gene Ontology annotation, cellular component: nucleus; nucleotide-excision repair factor 1 complex; ERCC4-ERCC1 complex. The record is from RefSeq and is a predicted model, not a curated record. NCBI's taxonomy places the organism in Eukaryota, Metazoa, Arthropoda, Insecta, Hymenoptera, Formicidae. Gene Ontology annotation, molecular function: single-stranded DNA binding; damaged DNA binding.